This is a messenger RNA of Kalmanozyma brasiliensis GHG001, 2082 nucleotides long. RefSeq names its product AMP-dependent synthetase/ligase. Gene Ontology annotation, molecular function: acetoacetate-CoA ligase activity. The coding region runs from base 1 to 2082 and encodes 693 amino acids. NCBI's taxonomy places the organism in Eukaryota, Fungi, Basidiomycota, Ustilaginomycetes, Ustilaginales. Gene Ontology annotation, cellular component: cytosol. Gene Ontology annotation, biological process: lipid metabolic process. The record is from RefSeq and is a predicted model, not a curated record. The transcript has a single exon.
AUGGACAGCGUCGACGCAUCGAUUCAGGGCAAGCUGGUGUGGUCGCCGACCGACCCCUCGGCCACCUCGAUGGACCGUUUUCGGCGAACCAUCAACUCUCGUUUCUCGCUCAACUUGCAAGACUACAACGAGCUGUGGGAAUGGUCCUGCGAACACCUCGAUGAGUUCUGGUCGACCGUGUGGGACGAGACCAACGUCAUCUCGUCGACCAAGGCGGUGAAAGCGAUCGAUGACAACGCGGAGAUCUACCCGCCUCCCCGAUGGUUUGAGGGUGCGAGGUUGAACUUUGCCGAGAACCUCCUGCGUCAUGGCCUACCUUCCUCCCCCCUGCGCGAGCGGGUUGCCGUCAUUCAGUCCACGGAGGUCGACACGAGCACAGGGGAGCUAGAUGAAACGAGCAUCACCUUUGCCCAGUUGUACGAGUUGACCGCCAAGGUCGCCGGUGCCAUGCGCAAGAGAGGGAUCAAGAAAGAUGAUUGUGUCGCGAGCUAUUCCGCCAACAACAUCGAGAAUCUGGUCGCCUUCCUGGCUGCAUCGUCCAUCGGCGCGGUCUGGACGAGCGCCGCAGCGGACUUUGGACCGGAAGGCGUGUUGGAGAGGUUGAGGACGGUGAGGCCCAAGAUGCUGGUCAGUGUCAAUGCGGUUCGGUAUAAUGGGAGGGUGCAUGAUCAUCUAGCGAAAGUGAGGGGGGUGGUGGAGGGACUGGAAGCCGAUCGCGGGGUAAACGAGCAGGCGUUGGAGAGCGUUGUAGUUGUCUCCUACGUCAAAUCACACCCGGUCCCAGAAACCUCCAAUGCAGGGACCGAGUGGUGUAGCUGGGACGCACUGCUGUCCGAAGGCGACGAGGGAGAGAUGCAGUUCGAGCAGCUCGACUUCAACCAUCCCUUAUGGAUCCUGUUCAGCUCGGGAACCACGGGCAAGCCGAAAGCCAUCACUCACCGCGCCGGUGGGAUGCUUCUCCAGCUCUCCAAGGAGCACAUCAUCCAUGGCGGGCUUACCACGGAUGACGUCUUCUUCCAGCACACCACGACGGGUUGGAUGAUGUGGAACUUCCUCAUCGCCGGACUCGUCGUUGGAUGUCCCAUCGUCCUGUAUGACGGAUCGCCGUUGAAACCCGUCUCUGUGCUAUGGGAUCUGGCGGCCAAGUGGGGCGUGACGACGUUCGGUACGUCCGCUGCGUACCUUGGGGCUCUCUCCAAGACCGACUACAAGCCUAUCGAGGCGCACCCGGAUCUCAAGGUCCGGCAGAUUCUCAGUACGGGUUCGCCGCUUCGUGCAGAGCUCUACCCGUACAUCCUGGAAAACAUCGGUGAUGUGCUCAUCGGAUCCAUUACAGGUGGUACGGACCUGUGCAGUCUCUUUGCGGGACACAACGUGGCCCUUCCCGUCCGAGCCGGCGAAAUUCAGGCGCGAAACCUAGGAAUGGCCAUCGGCGUCUACGACUCCACUUCUAGCAGUCUCGUCACCACGCCCAACACCGUCGGGGAUCUCAUCUGUCGUCGUCCCUUCCCAGCCCAACCACUGGGCUUCUGGCGUCAACCCGAGUCCAAGUACUUCGACUCCUACUACGCCCAGGUGCCGGGGGUUUGGUAUCACGGCGACUUUGUCUGUCUCUCCCCCCACGGUGGGCUGGUGAUGAUGGGGAGAAGCGAUGGGAUUCUCAACCCUGGCGGAAUUCGAUUUGGCAGCAGCGAGAUCUAUGAGCUCCUCGAAAGCCCCGAAAACCCCCUGGCAUCCACCAUCACCGACUCCCUCGUAGUCGCCCUCAAGACGAAAGCGGGAGACGAUGAAGUCGUAUGCCUCUUCCUCGUCCUCAGCCCGGUAGCGCGGAUCGAUUGGGAGGGCUUCAAAAAGACAAUUUCGAGUCUCAUUCGGACCAAGAGAAGCGCAAGACACGUACCGAGGUUCAUAGAGAGGGUCGAGGAGGUGCCGAAGACGUUGAAUGGGAAAAAGGUCGAGGUGCCCGUCAAGAAGAUUAUCAACGGUGCAAGUGUCGGGGAGAUCAACAGGGCUACGUUGGGGAACCCGGGGAGUCUGGACGAGUAUGUGGGAUUGGGGGAGCGAUUGAGGGGCCAGCUGUAG